Molecule: messenger RNA, 2009 nt
Organism: Carassius carassius (crucian carp)
Lineage: Eukaryota; Metazoa; Chordata; Actinopteri; Cypriniformes; Cyprinidae
Product: paired box protein Pax-6-like
Exons: 15
Coding region: 596-1975 (459 amino acids)
Biological process (GO): regulation of transcription by RNA polymerase II; anatomical structure development
Molecular function (GO): RNA polymerase II cis-regulatory region sequence-specific DNA binding; DNA-binding transcription factor activity, RNA polymerase II-specific
Source: RefSeq, a predicted model, not a curated record
CAACAAGACAACACAGUUUACUUCCGUGGUUUGCGUGUAUCGCAAGAAACACGAGGGCGAGUCCAAAGUUGGACCUGCUUUCAUCCGUUAAAUAGGCUAGUAUUUUCACCACCACAAAGAGGGGUUACAGUCUCUCACAACUUUUCCCGUGGUUCCCUUUCGGCUUGUUGGACUGGAUAUUAUUUAUUUCGGGACUAGUUUUGUGAAUCGGAUCCGGAGGGGUUCUCUCUAGACAAUCUUUUUUCUCGCUCAUUUGGAAACGUGCCUCUCAUAACGAAAUUACUUACAUAUGAUCCGCUAGCAGAACGGGCUAUAACGUUUAUUGAGUAGGAAGUGUUUUGCUGGGAGAUGAUGACAGAGGUCAGGCUCAGCUAAUGGGCGACUGAAGAGGAGAGGAGGCGAGGCACAGACCAGGAACACAUACAUUAAUACACGAGUGCUAUCACCAAUCAGCAUAGGGAAUUUAAAUUUUCCACCCGAGAUCAGUUGGAAACUAUAAAAGACAAACUGUCUGAGGACGAUUUUUCAGAACUUCAGAGUCUUCUCCUUAUUGUAAACGAAGUAUAUCAGCGAGGAUACGAAGGCUGUUGGAACUAUGCCUCAACAAGAAUACUAUAACCGGGCCACGUGGGAGUCUGGCGUCGCGUCCAUGAUGCAAAACAAGGUGUAUGACAUCUGUAACGAAGGUCACAGUGGAGUGAACCAGCUCGGCGGUGUGUUCGUCAACGGCAGACCGCUGCCAGACUCCACGAGACAGAAAAUAGUUGAACUCGCUCACAGUGGCGCGCGCCCUUGUGACAUAUCCCGGAUUCUGCAGACCCAUGCUGAUGCAAAAGUCCAAGUGCUGGACAAUGAAAACGUGUCGAACGGCUGCGUGAGUAAAAUCUUGGGUAGAUACUAUGAAACGGGCUCCAUCAGACCCAGGGCGAUCGGAGGAAGUAAACCAAGAGUAGCGACCCCCGAGGUGGUCGGCAAAAUUGCCCAGUACAAGAGGGAGUGUCCGUCAAUCUUCGCGUGGGAAAUCCGAGACAGGCUGCUAUCAGAUUGUGUCUGCACAAACGAUAAUAUACCCAGUGUGUCAUCGAUAAACAGAGUACUGCGCAACCUGGCUAGCGAAAAGCAACAGAUGGGCGCAGAUGGCAUGUAUGAAAAGCUGAGGAUGCUGAACGGUCAGACCGGCACGUGGGGGACCCGGCCGGGCUGGUACCCCGGAACCUCAGUGCCAGGACAGCCCAAUCAAGACGGCUGCCAGCAGUCAGAUGGAGGCGGUGAGAACACAAACUCAAUAAGCUCCAAUGGAGAGGAUUCAGAUGAGACCCAAAUGAGGCUUCAGCUAAAAAGAAAACUGCAAAGAAACCGCACAUCUUUCACACAAGAACAAAUAGAAGCACUUGAAAAAGAGUUUGAGAGAACACACUAUCCUGAUGUUUUCGCACGAGAGAGACUAGCUGCAAAAAUAGAUUUACCAGAGGCAAGAAUACAGGUAUGGUUUUCGAACAGAAGAGCAAAAUGGAGGAGGGAGGAAAAGUUAAGAAAUCAAAGAAGACAAGCCACAAACUCUUCGAGUCACAUACCCAUCAGUAGCAGCUUCAGCACUAGUGUUUAUCAGCCAAUCCCUCAGCCCACAACGCCAGUGUCCUUCACAUCAGGCUCUAUGUUGGGAAGAUCAGACACAGCCCUCACAAACACAUACAGCGCCCUGCCACCAAUGCCAAGUUUCACCAUGGCCAACAACCUUCCUAUGCAACCCAGCCAGACCUCAUCCUACUCCUGCAUGUUGCCCACUAGUCCUACGUUGAAUGGGCGGAGCUAUGACACAUACACCCCACCGCACAUGCAAGCACAUAUGAACAGCCAAUCAAUGGCCCCCUCAGGCACAGCCUCAACGGGUCUAAUCUCGCCUGGAGUUUCUGUACCAGUCCAAGUACCAGGGAGUGAGCCAGACAUGUCGCAGUACUGGCCCAGACUACAGUGAGAAAAAGACAUUCUAGGACAAAAAAGAAAAAGAA